Molecule: messenger RNA, 1188 nt
Organism: Papaver somniferum (opium poppy)
Lineage: Eukaryota; Viridiplantae; Streptophyta; Magnoliopsida; Ranunculales; Papaveraceae
Exons: 6
Coding region: 124-1029 (301 amino acids)
Biological process (GO): biosynthetic process
Cellular component (GO): cytoplasm
Molecular function (GO): isomerase activity
Source: RefSeq, a predicted model, not a curated record
AUCAGUCUUGAUGACCAUUGUUGAAACUAUGUGUUUGAUUAUUCAAACAACUCCACAUCGAAACUGGUUGCAACUCAACCCAGAGGCACACAGGCAAUCAAUCGUUUGAUUAUCAAUAUCCUGAUGAUAAUGGAGAAAAAACCUGUUAAGUUUUAUGUAGUGGAUGCAUUCACAGAUACAGCAUUUAAGGGAAACCCAGCAGCUGUGUGUUUGUUAGAAGAAGAAAGAGAUGAAGAAUGGUUGCAAGCAGUUGCAAUGGAGUUCAACAUCUCUGAAACUUGUUACUUAACUCGCAUUAAUAACCAUGCUGAUAGUGAUCAAGAAACAGAUGAAUCAAACCCCAGAUUCCAUCUCAGGUGGUUUACUCCUGUUGCUGAGGUUGAACUUUGUGGUCAUGCAACUUUAGCAGCUGCACAUGUUCUCUUCAGUUCUGGUUUGGUAAAAUCGAAUGUAAUUGAGUUCCUCACACUGUCAGGAAUUUUGACUGCUAAAAAGAUUCAUAACGGGCCGAAGGUUUCUAAUUGUACAUCAAAAGAAAACUUCUCCAUUGAAUUGGAUUUCCCGGCAGUCUCUGUGCUUGAAUGUGAUCCUACUGAUAUCCCUUCAAUUCCUCUAACUCUGAAUGGCGCUUCCAUCAUUAACAUAAAGAAAACAAAUACUACUGGCUUCAUCAUUGUUGAGCUUGCUUCAGGACAAAUUGUAGCUGAGUUGGAGCCUCAGUUUGAUGAACUGCUGAAGUGCUCAGCUGCAGGAGUCAUCAUAACUGGAAGUGCUCCUCAUGGGUCUGAAUUCGAUUUCUUUUCUCGCUUCUUCUGCCCAAAGCUGGGCAUCAAUGAGGAUCCUGUUUGUGGGAGUGCACACUGUGCCUUGGCGCCAUAUUGGAGUAAGAAGUUGGGAAAAUCUGAUUUUCUUGCCUACAUGGCAUCUCCAAGAGGUGGAGUUUUGGAUCUCCAUUUAGACGAGAAUACCAAGAGAGUGAAAAUCCGAGGGAAAGCUGUUACUGUCAUGGAAGGUUCUGUCUUUGCUUAAUGUUGAAUUCACUAUUUACCCAUUUCAAUUCUGUAUUUUGUAAUUCAGAAUAAGAUUGAAUCCAACAUUGCUCAUUCGGGCAGAUGUUUUACAUUUAAAAUGGUCACUGAGAGACACUCCUACAUUAGAGUAACUUCUAAUAAACAUUGAUUUUCGAUA